Messenger RNA from Aegilops tauschii subsp. strangulata, 2064 nucleotides. Its product is annotated as ABC transporter G family member 53. Gene Ontology annotation, cellular component: membrane. The record is from RefSeq and is a predicted model, not a curated record. Gene Ontology annotation, molecular function: ATP binding; ATP hydrolysis activity; ABC-type transporter activity. NCBI's taxonomy places the organism in Eukaryota, Viridiplantae, Streptophyta, Magnoliopsida, Poales, Poaceae.
GUCAAAGCACAAGGUGUGAAAGAGGACAGAUUGGAACUGUUGAAGGGUAUCAGCGGUUCAUUUAGGCCAGGUGUGCUUACAGCUCUCAUGGGUGUCAGUGGUGCCGGUAAGACCACACUGAUGGAUGUGCUGGCUGGGAGGAAGACCAGUGGAUACGUAGAGGGCAACAUUACAAUAUCUGGCUACCCAAAGAAGCAAGAAACUUUUGCUCGUGUGUCAGGAUACUGCGAGCAGAAUGAUAUCCAUUCACCAAAUGUGACCGUCUACGAGUCCCUUGCAUUCUCUGCAUGGCUACGAUUACCGGCUGAUGUUGAUUCCUCAACAAGAAAGAUGUUCAUCGACGAGGUCAUGGAGCUUGUGGAGCUUUCCCCCUUAAAGGAUUCAUUGGUUGGACUACCUGGUGUGACUGGAUUAUCAACUGAGCAAAGGAAAAGACUAACAAUUGCAGUGGAGCUGGUAGCUAACCCUUCUAUCAUUUUCAUGGAUGAACCAACAUCUGGACUUGAUGCAAGAGCUGCAGCCAUUGUCAUGAGGACAAUAAGGAAUACAGUGGAUACAGGAAGGACAGUAGUUUGCACAAUUCACCAACCAAGCAUCGACAUAUUUGAAUCUUUUGAUGAGCUCUUCCUGAUGAAACGAGGAGGUGAAGAGAUUUAUGUAGGUCCACUGGGACGCCAUUCAUGUGAAUUGAUCAGAUAUUUUGAGGCUAUUGAAGGUGUGAGCAAGAUAAAAGACAGCUAUAAUCCUUCAACAUGGAUGCUGGAAGUGACUAGUGCAGUACAAGAACAGAUAACUGGGAUCAACUUCAGCCAAGUAUACAAGAAUUCUGAACUAUAUGAGAUGAACAAAAAAAUAAUAAAGGAGCUAAGCACACCCCCCAAAGGUUCAAAUGACCUAUCCUUUCCAACACAGUACUCGCAGAACUUUCUCACACAAUGUUUCGCUUGCCUGUGGAAGCAAAGUCAGUCAUAUUGGAGAAAUCCCCCAUAUACUGCUGUCAAAUACUUCUACACCGUAGUAAUGGCACUCUUGUUUGGAACAAUGUUCUGGGGCAUUGGCAGCAAAAGGCAGAGUCAACAGGACUUGUUCAAUGCCAUGGGUUCCAUGUACGCCUCAGUUUUGUACAUGGGGGUACAGAAUUCCGCGACAGUUCAGCCAGUUGUGGCUAUUGAGCGCACUGUCUUUUAUAGGGAAAGAGCGGCUCACAUGUACUCGCCUUUGCCAUAUGCUUUGGGGCAGGUCGCAAUUGAACUUCCAUACAUCUUUGUUCAGUCUUUAAUAUAUGGCGUGAUAGUGUAUGCCAUGAUUGGGUUCGAAUGGACAGCUGUGAAGCUGUUCUGGUACCUGUUCUUCAUGUUCUUCACCCUAUCAUACUACACAUUUUACGGGAUGAUGACGGUGGGCCUGACUCCAAACUACAACAUCGCUUCCGUUGUUUCCUCGGCAUUCUACACCAUGUGGAACCUCUUCUCGGGAUUUAUAAUACCAAGAACAAGAAUCCCAAUAUGGUGGAGGUGGUAUUACUGGCUCUGCCCUGUUUCGUGGACACUCUAUGGUCUGGUAGCUUCACAGUUUGGGGACGUAACCGAGAAGUUGGACAAUGGCAUGCUCGUGUCCGAGUUUGUCGGGAGCUACUUUGGUUACCAUCACGACUUCCUGUGGGCGGUCGGUCUGGUGGUCGCCUCGUUUGCAGUUCUCUUUGCUUUCCUCUUCGGACUCUCUAUCAAGCUAUUCAACUGGCAGAAGAGAUGAGUAACCAACUAACCAAAGAAGACACAUCUGAGUUCGAUAAGAGGUCAUUGUAGUUGUAUAGUACUACUGAUAUGAAAAUUAAUACUAGCGGAUAGAUCUGAGGAUGUGGAGAUUCAAUUGUACAGCCGAGCCUAUACAAUUCCUAGAAACGCAGCAGCAAGUUCAGUUUCAACUAUUUGGUCAAGAAGCUAGGAAUAUAUUCACAACAGUGUUAACACAAUAGUAUUAUCAAAUCUCAACUAGCAGUAGCUGCUUUCUUAAGAUGUAAGAAUGUUAAUCCUUGGAAUGGAAAUAAAAUGGGAGAAUUUGAUU